Messenger RNA from Aspergillus caelatus, 1151 nucleotides. RefSeq lists its product as uncharacterized. NCBI's taxonomy places the organism in Eukaryota, Fungi, Ascomycota, Eurotiomycetes, Eurotiales, Aspergillaceae. The transcript is spliced from 2 exons. The record is from RefSeq and is a predicted model, not a curated record. The annotation marks the transcript as partial.
GAAUGAUGCGAGGAAGAUGACAAAUAUUCUCUUCGUACACUUGUACAUGACCAUUGACAUGGUUCACCGAACUAACGUCCCUUUCCUUGAAUAUUCCGGCAAUUCUGCUUGUAUAGUCCAUGUAUGGUACAGUGCACCUAUGUUUACCAUUAUUUUCUUUCUUCUUUGUUACGAAUGGGCUCACUUUUGUCCCGCGGAGAUUGCUUUUCCGAAAUGUAAAAACUGUCCAAAGUCGUCAAGGCCUGCUCCGAUCCAUUACUCCGAAGUAUAUAAAUCGUCUUGUGGUAGCCACAUGGACUUCAUCAGCCUACUUUAGAGAAAGGUAUGGCGUGACGGGGAGCAGAUGUGAGCUCCAUAUAUCCAGUCGCCCCGAGAACGCACCACGGCAUAUCCCGUCAGAUACCCUCUUUUUGUGUCUUGUACUCAGGGCGCAAGGAGUUGAAGAUAGUGACACACAGGGUGUGUAUAUGAUGGGGUACUUGAUUCACGAGAGUACUACAGAAUCCUGACAAUGAACGGAGAGAAAGGCGCCAGCUUGUUUCUGGGUGUUCAUUGUGAGACCGAGGUUAAAGAUUAUAUUAAUCCAUCAAUAUAUUGCCUAGGCGACCCACCGUGUCAGCUAAUGCUGCUGCUUCCAUUAUAUUGGGACAUGUCUUGGCUGAAGAAAUGAUGCAGGAUGCCGCCGAGGAUACGCCGAACGAACUCAUGUGUUCUGAUAGAUGCACGGAUAGGAUGUGGUCAAGCUGAUAUUUGUUAUAGGACAUGUGAGCCAGUUGGCGGUGCUGGAUUUAUUCGCAACUUGGGCUAAUUUUAGGUGGAAACGAGCUACCCUGGUCGCUUGGUGAAACCAUAAGCUCGUCCGGGCAGGAGGUGCAAGGACCUAUAUGGUGGUCUCAAGACCUGAAAGUCGUUCCCCAGAAGUGGCAGACUGCAUGCACACAGUGAAAUCUGGUUGCAGGCUCAUCGUCAACCUGGGUAUCGGAGGUACGUCUGUCGAGGAUGCGGUGGUACUCAUGAGAGCUAUUGUCAUUGAAGGGUUUAGAUACGGGUAGAAUCUCUUUACCCCUUACGGUAGUCUUAGAUUACCCAUACCUUUUAGGAUCACAAUUUGCUCAUCAUUAUAUGACAUAAUGACCACUCUUUUUUCACAC